Brassica napus (rape) is the source of this 1350-nucleotide messenger RNA. RefSeq lists its product as uncharacterized. NCBI's taxonomy places the organism in Eukaryota, Viridiplantae, Streptophyta, Magnoliopsida, Brassicales, Brassicaceae. The record is from RefSeq and is a predicted model, not a curated record. Gene Ontology annotation, biological process: cristae formation. The transcript is spliced from 3 exons. Bases 621 to 959 code for a protein of 112 amino acids. Gene Ontology annotation, cellular component: MICOS complex.
CUAUGUUUGCUGGCUGGCUCCAGAGGUUUCAUUUGAGAAAGGCAUCUAUCUACAUAUAUUUCUUCUAAACAACAAGAGACACCUCAAGAUAAAAGCCAUUCAUGCAGACAGUCGCAUUUUGAAGCCCAAGUUUCUUACUGCAAAAAAACUACGAGCCUUGAAGGUUGCUUGAUAGACGACAUAUCUCAUAUAUUGAUUUUAAUCUCUCUACUGCACUUGCGUUAUCCGUGAGAUAUUAUUAACUUUGGAGAAGUAGGAAAAUGACCUGAGAGAUCUUUAGAGCACGUGAGUUAAUGCGUAUAGAGGAGGCGGCAAUACUUGAUAAAGGCUACCUAACCUUGAUUAACUCACUUCAAGGACAUAUAUGUCCAUCUAAUCUCGGUUCCCAUGUUCCUGAGUAGAAUUCAUUUAAGUGCCACAUCUUGCUUUAUCCAGGAGCUAAAAAGAGAAAGAAAAAAAACAAAUUAUCGAAGGAUUCUAUUGAGGUUCGAAUGAACUCAAGCAUACAUUAUAACUUUACAACUUACAAGAUUUUUUGUUACCUAUCUCUUUGUAACUAAAGAGUGCUUAAACGUGUCUCUUACUUUUCUUCGUAAUUUCCGUAGAUAAAGACGUUGUGUAUGGCAUUCUAUGCGCGCUCUGAAGAGGCUCGCCAAAGUCAUUCAGUUCACAAGCUUGCAUUGGGUGGUGCACUUGCGCUGGAAGAUACACUCUCCAAAGGGUUGCCAAUCCAAAAAGAGAUAGAUAUGCUUCAGACUUAUCUUGAAGGAAUUCAUCAGGACUCGAUGUUAGACUUGGUGUUAUCAUCUCUUCCAGAAGAAGCACGAUCCAGUGGAACAGAUACAGUACAGCAGCUGAACCAGACGUUUAAUACCUUGAAAGGAGCACUUAGACACUUCAGUCUCAUUCCACGGCCUGGUGGCGGAGGAAUCUUAGCACAUUCACUAGCACAUAUAUAGCAUCGUGGCUCAAGGUGUUAAAGGAAGUAAAGCAGAGGAAAUAUAGUGAAUGCUUGGGUGAGACGUGCAAGAAACAGAGCCAUCACAGAACAAGCUGUAACUCUUCUCCAAUCUUAUGCAACUUGUGCUAGCCUCACUUGCUCAUUGAUUUUGGUCAGAGGAAGAAUGAGUGGUUGUUACCAUUCUCCAUUCUUCUGUUUAUAACUGCACUAUGAAACAGACAGUUUCUUUUAGGACUCAUCACUGCUUUGGUGUUUUAAAAUCACAGUUGUCCUUGUCUGAGUUAGAAUUUAACAGAAGCAGCUGAAUGCGCUUAAAUUUUGUUAGCAUCGCCCGGAUUUCUAUAAACAGUUCAAAUCCUCCCAUUUUCAAUUUAUUAUUUGAAUUUUCA